Molecule: messenger RNA, 3177 nt
Organism: Podarcis raffonei (Aeolian wall lizard)
Lineage: Eukaryota; Metazoa; Chordata; Lepidosauria; Squamata; Lacertidae
Gene: SLC20A2
Product: solute carrier family 20 member 2
Exons: 11
Coding region: 379-2331 (650 amino acids)
Biological process (GO): phosphate ion transmembrane transport
Cellular component (GO): membrane
Molecular function (GO): phosphate transmembrane transporter activity
Source: RefSeq, a predicted model, not a curated record
CAACAGAGUGUCCUGUUAAGAGGAGGCAUGUUUUCACCUUGAGUAGAAACUCUUGGUUGAUGCUUAUGAGUGUUGCCUUGUUUUGCAGUUCUCUCGGGAGUUUUAUCUGGAGCUCGCUGUGAGAGGUCAUCGCAGCUUUAACACUACUGAAGCAAAAUAUGGAAUGGGUUUCACUGGUGACUGAAUCCAGCCAAACAAACAGUAUUGACAGUAGCUUGAAAAUCACCAGUUAGCAGUUUCUUCACGCUCCAACACUGCACAGCACUUUCCAGAGAGAACUCAUUGUGUGCAAGAAAUCUGCUUUACAAAUCUGUCCUGGUACCCUGCAGCUUUGUCUGGUUAAACACUUACAGAAGGCGAAAGAGAACCCGGAGAAACAUGGAGGAAUACCUGUGGAUGGUUAUUGUCGGUUUUAUAAUUGCUUUUAUUUUGGCAUUCUCGGUUGGGGCAAAUGAUGUUGCCAAUUCUUUUGGUACUGCCGUGGGCUCUGGCGUGGUUACUUUGCGCCAGGCCUGCAUUCUUGCUUCAAUUUUUGAAACGACUGGCUCAGUGUUACUAGGAGCAAAAGUAGGCGAAACGAUUCGUAAAGGUAUCAUUGAUGUGAACCUGUACAACAGCACUGUGGAACUACUGAUGGCAGGAGAAGUCAGCGCAAUGGUUGGCUCUGCUGUUUGGCAGCUGAUAGCAUCGUUCUUGAAGCUCCCGAUCUCUGGAACUCACUGCAUUGUCGGUGCCACUAUUGGAUUCUCAUUAGUUGCAAUCGGCACAAAAGGAGUUCAAUGGAUGGAGCUUGUCAAGAUUGUUGCUUCUUGGUUUAUCUCCCCAUUGUUAUCUGGUAUGAUGUCUGGUGUGCUGUUUCUGCUGAUUAGAUUCUUCAUCUUAAAUAAGGAAGACCCUGUGCCCAAUGGUCUUCGAGCCCUUCCAGUCUUCUAUGCUGCUACAAUAACAAUUAAUGUAUUCUCUAUAAUGUAUACAGGUGCCCCUGUCCUAGGAAUCGUUCUUCCUAUGUGGGCAAUAGCGCUAAUAUCAAUUGGUGUAUCAGUAAUAUUCGCUAUCUUAGUCUGGAUAUUUGUGUGUCCGUGGAUGAGAAGAAAAAUAGCAAGUCGGUUAAAGAAAGAAGGGGCAUUAUCAAAGAUAUCUGACGAAAGCCUUGACAAAAUACAAGAUGAGGAUACACCUGUCUUUAAAGAACUUCCUGGUGCCAAAGCAAACGAUGAAAGUACUAUUCCUCUUACUGCCUCUGGAACAGAAGAGGCUGGUGUAUCAGAUAAUAUCGCAAAUGGAAGCCAUCCACGUGUGCCAUAUGGAAGAGCAUUUUCAAUGACACAGAGUAUGGUGAAAUCUCCAAUUUCCAAUGGCACCUUUAAUUUUGACGGGCACAUGAAGAGUGAUAUUCAUGUGUAUCACACUGUGCACAAAGACUCGGGAUUGUACAAAGACUUACUGCACAAAAUACACCUGGACAGAGGCAGCGACAACCGGCCUACGCAAGAAAACAACUACAAACUGCUGCGGCGCAACAAUAGUUACACUUGCUACACAGCUGCCAUCUGUGGGAUGCCAGUGCAUUCGUCCUUCAAGGCGGCUGAUACGUCAACCCCAGAAGAUAGCGAAAAGCUAGUUACAGACACGGUUUCCUAUUCCAAAAAGAGGGUUCGAUACGACAGCUACUCCAGCUACUGCAACGCCGUGGCAGAAGCAGAAAUUGAAGCGGACGAAGGUGGCGUGGAGAUGAAGCUGGCAUCUGAAUUAGUAGAUCCUAGCCACCCCCCUGAAGACCCCGCGGAGGAUGAGAGAGAUGAGAGGGACUCCUCACAGGUUCACCUGCUUUUUCACUUUCUCCAGAUCCUCACAGCUUGCUUUGGAUCGUUUGCUCACGGAGGCAAUGAUGUCAGCAAUGCUAUUGGUCCCUUGGUUGCCCUCUGGCUUAUUUAUGACAAGGGUGGCGUACUGCAAGAAGCUCCUACCCCCAUAUGGCUGCUCCUUUACGGGGGCGUUGGCAUCUGUGUGGGCCUCUGGGUCUGGGGGAGAAGAGUGAUCCAAACAAUGGGGAAAGACCUCACACCCAUCACGCCGUCAAGUGGAUUCACUAUUGAGUUGGCUUCGGCGUUCACAGUUGUGAUAGCUUCCAAUAUUGGACUUCCUGUCAGUACUACACACUGCAAGGUUGGUUCUGUGGUGGCAGUCGGCUGGAUACGCUCCAAGAAGGCUGUUGACUGGCACCUCUUCCGCAAUAUCUUUGUCGCCUGGUUUGUGACUGUCCCCGUGGCUGGCUUGUUCAGCGCUGCCAUCAUGGCACUCUUCAUGUACGCCAUCCUGCCGUACGUCUGACAUCGCUGCUCCUUCCAUGGAAGAAGGGGGGGCCUCUGAAGAAGCAAAGGUCUCCCCUCCAGAGCGCAGAGCUCCCUAUUUAAACCAUGCAGUAAGAGCUGAUCAGCAAGGAUUUGUCAUCAGAAUCUAACAUCUGCUGUACAUAACAUCUGUGUCAUUGGUGACAUAACAUGUGGUGCCGUUUCCUUAUGUAUUAAAGAAAUAUAUAUAUAUGCUUACAGUAGGUAACACUACCUUAAGUUAUAAGUGAGGUGAAAAUAAUUGCCUAGAACCUAAUCCCUAGUAAAACUUGUACAUAAUGUAUCAUUCAGUAGCCAUUUUUUAAAUCUUUUAAAAGAACCUGGGAUGUGUUUGUCAGUUUGAUAAAUGAUGAAGCAAAAAGAUGAGAUUCUUUUUUUGUAAAAAAAAAAAGUGCUGUUCAAUGAUACUGGAAGCAAAGUGCAGAGGUACAUUGGCAAAAACUCGGUUCAUAUCAUAUUGUUGUGUAUAAUACUGUAUGAACAUUGAAUUUGUAAAUACUUACAAAAAUGUAACUUUUUAAUGGUGCAUUUCCCUCAUAUAUUUUGGAUAAGAAAGUUUAGAAAGUACCAAAGAAGGGGGAAUAGCUUGUCAGUAUUAUAUUUGUCUAUCUGUGUGCUGUUUCUCUCUCUCUCUCUCUCUCUCUCUCUCUCUCUCUCUCUCUCUCUCUCCUCACCUGCAACCCAUUUAACUUUCUAAUUAAAGUUAUUUUCUACCAGUCAGCCACCAGCAAAGCCAGGAUAGUAUCGCUCAUGUUUUACUGUAACAGGUAAAGUGUCGUACUGCUGCGGUCUUACGUAAAAAAUAUCAUCCACAGAGGAUUUUAGU